AUGUUUAAUAAUAAUAAUAAUCAAUUAAAUAGGAUAGUUAAUCUAUCACAUUUGUUAUUAUCAAAGAUAAUUAAAUAUUUAGAUGAUAAUAUAGAUAGAAUAGUGUUUACAUUAGUUUGUAAAAGAUGGUUCAAUGAAAGACAAAGUUAUCUAUCUUUUAAUACUCGUCAUAUCAACAUCAUUAAUGAUAACAAUAAUAAAUAUAUACAUUUAAAUUCAUAUAAAUCAAUAAUCAUUGAUCAAAUCAAUAGAAAAACUAAAUGUAAAGCUGUUGUUGGUAAUGAAUUGUACAAGUAUAGAUAUGAUUAUCUAAUAUCAAAAGAUGAAAUUGGUGAUAUUGAUAGAUUAAAAACAUUAAACAUUGAUAAAAUAUCGAUUAGAUUGGAAGAUAUAGAAGAUAACAAAGAGAAUAUCAAUAAUUUCUUUCAAUUGAUAUCUCAUUUAAAUAUAUCAAAGUUAAAGAAUGUUCAAUCAUGUUCAGGAUUACCAAUGAAUAUUACAUCGAUGUCAUUCUACAAUUCGUUUAAUGAAGAGAUAGUACCUGGAUGUCUUCCACCAAAUUUGAAAACACUAAAGUUUGGUCGAUAUUUUAAUAAACCAAUCAAAUCAGGAGUUCUUCCAAACACAUUGAUUAAAUUGAUUUUCAACGAGUCAUUCAAUCAACCAAUCAAACCAGGAGUAUUACCAUCAUCUUUGAAAGUUCUCAAAUUCAAAAAAACCACUUUCAUUCAAGAUAUUAAAGUUGGAACAUUUCCACCGAAUCUUGAAGAACUGGAAUUCUCUGGAAACAGUACUACCAUCGAAGAUGGAGCUUUACCUCAAACACUUAGAAUACUUGAGUAUGCACCAACAUCAUGGUUACCACAAAUCAAAACACUUCCAAAUCUAAAGACAUUAUCAAUCAGUUUUUUAACACAAGAUACUCAAAUGGAUUUGAAUUAUCUUCCAGUUUCACUCACAAGAUUGGAAAUAUUCGCAGAGAUCGAAUUGGUCAAUGUAAUGCCACCAACAAUUAGAUAUCUGGAUUUGGAGAAUUGUAGUUAUGAUUUCAAUAGUGUAUUCAAAGAUAGAUCGAUUUAUCAAUUGGAUUAUCUCAUGUUAUAUCCAGAACUAGGAGCAUCUCUUGAUGGCAUGAAGAUCAAAGAAUUAGAACUCUAUGUGACAGCAUACAGGGCUGAUAUGAACAAAUAUGUGGAUAUUCCAUUUGGUGUUGAAACACUCUUAGUUCAACAUGUACGGAGAUUUAGAACAGAGAUACCAAGUUCAGUGAAAAAGUUAGUUCUUUCCAAAGAUCUCUUUGGAAUCGAUGUAGUUCAGAAAAGAUAUGACAUGACAGGUUCAGCUUCAAUUCAAGAAUUGGUCAUAAUCUGUAAUGAAUCAUUAUUUUCUGAUAUACCAUCAAUGAUCUUUCCACCAAAUACUUUAAUAGAACUUCCCAAUAUUCGAAAUGAAAAGAUUUGGAUUCGAAUGAUUGACAAUCAAUAUUACCUUGUAUUCAGUCAAUCACCUAUCAUGACAUCCGUUGUCCAUGCAUCACAACUAUUCCGUUACAUUCUUAACAUUGUUAGUGAAUACCAAAAUUUAAAAAAUCAAUUGUAA
This is a messenger RNA of Heterostelium album PN500, 1599 nucleotides long. RefSeq lists its product as uncharacterized. The transcript is spliced from 2 exons. NCBI's taxonomy places the organism in Eukaryota, Evosea, Eumycetozoa, Acytosteliales, Acytosteliaceae. The coding region runs from base 1 to 1599 and encodes 532 amino acids. The record is from RefSeq and is a predicted model, not a curated record.